Molecule: messenger RNA, 1230 nt
Organism: Botrytis fragariae
Lineage: Eukaryota; Fungi; Ascomycota; Leotiomycetes; Helotiales; Sclerotiniaceae
Product: putative nad dehydrogenase protein
Exons: 3
Coding region: 1-1230 (409 amino acids)
Cellular component (GO): mitochondrion
Molecular function (GO): (S)-2-hydroxy-acid oxidase activity; (S)-2-hydroxyglutarate dehydrogenase activity
Source: RefSeq, a predicted model, not a curated record
AUGUUUCGCAGCUGCAUUCGAGGUCAACUGACCUCAAAACUAAUGCAGCGACGAUGUUUCACAAGUACUAUCUCACGACAGGCUGAUUUUACACAUGCUGUCAUCGGUGGAGGUGCAGUAGGCCUUGCAAUUGCGAGGCAAUUGGCAGGUAGAGAUGGGGCAAGCACAUUACUUCUCGAGCGAAAUAGUGCCGUGGGAAUGGAAACCAGUUCGAGGAAUUCUGAAGUUAUCCACGCUGGUCUUUAUUACGGCGCCGAUUCCCUCAAAACCAAACUAUGCAUUCGUGGUCGUCAAAUGCUCUAUACCCUCUGCGCCCAAUACAACAUCCCUCACAAAAACAUGGGCAAAUGGAUCGUAGCCCAAACAGACCAACAAUACGAAGAACUCAUCAAAGUCCACGAGUUCAGCAAAACGCUCGAGAAUGUCCCCACGCAUUUCGUAUCGUUGAAACAGGCUGCCAUCGAAGAGCCAUACGUGCGCGCACACACGGGGAUUCUCGCGAGUCCGUCGACGGGCAUCGUAGAUUCGCAUGCGUAUAUGCAAUUUCUGCAUGGAGAUUUUGAGGAGCGGGGUGGAGAUACCGCGUUGAAUAGUAAUGUGGUUGCGAUUACUCCAUUAGGUGACAAGGGAAGUAUGGGCUGGGAAAUCCUCGUGCGGGAUAAAGCGAGCGGGGAAGAAAAUACCUUUAACGCGGAGAGUAUAGUUAAUUCCGCGGGCUUGGGAGCGUGCGCUGUGAAUAAUAUGAUUUUGCCGCCGGAACAACAUCUCACGCAGUAUUACGCGAAGGGGAAUUAUUUCUCCUAUUCCCCCAGUACGCCCACGACGAAACAUCUUAUUUAUCCGGCGCCGGAGCCGGGGCUCGGGGGGCUGGGCACGCAUCUUACGCUUGAUAUCGCGGGACGGAUUCGUUUUGGUCCGGAUGUGGAGUGGGUUGAUAGCGCGGAGGAUUUAGCGGUUAAUAGUGCGCGGUUGCCGCAGGCGAUAGAGCAGAUACGACGGUUUUUGCCGGAUGUGAAGGUUGAGGGGAUUCGGCCGGAUUACGCGGGCAUUCGACCGAAGUUGGCGAGGGGAGGGGCGGUGGGGAGUGGGAAGGGGUUUCAGGAUUUUGUGGUGAGGGAUAUGAGGGGGGAGGGGUGGAGCGGGUGGGUGAAUUUGCUGGGGAUUGAGAGUCCCGGGUUGACGAGCAGUUUGGCGAUUGCCGAGGUGGUGGAGGGGGAGUUGUAUGGGUAA